UCUACAGUUCCAUCGAUGUUUAUGUGAUAAUCGAAAUCCCAGCGUUAGCCGCCAGAAAAUAAAACCAAGUCCAGUAUGACCAGCGAUUCGAGCAGCUCCAGCGAUGAGGAGCACAGGCGCAAGCGCAAGCAUAAAAAACAUGGCAAGGAAGCUGAUAAGAAGCACAAGAAAUCAAAGAAGCACAAGCACGAAAAGCGUCAUAAGGAAAAGAAGCGCAGCAACCGGGAAGUAUCGCCAGAGAAGGAGCAAUUACAUCAGGAACUGCCCACAAGGAGCACUGAAGAUGCAGCUGCGGAUGCAGAUGCAAAUGCUUAUAUGCCCGCACUGCCGCCACACUUAAUGAAACAGGAAAAGCCUCAGCUAGAGCCGCAGCCACAGCCAACUCCGAUUAUUGGACCCGUAAUGCCCAGCCAGCUGGCCGCAGUUGAGGACGAUUCUCCACACAAAACUGAAGCAGCUGAAGAUGAUGAUGAUGAUCUGGCGGGCACGUUUGGACCCCUACCGAAUGCUACACAAGUCGAGCUGGAGGAACGUGCACUGACCAUGAAGCUGGCUGCGCUGGAAGGCGGCGGCUUAGGCGGCUCUACAGCAGAUCAAGAAUUGCGCGAGGAGUGGAUGCUGGAGCUGCCCGAGGUGGGUCUGAAGAGCGGUCUGGCCGCUCUAAACAAUAUGAAGCGCACAUUCUAUCAGGGCAAAGAGCGACCGGAUUUCAGUGAUCGCAGCUCCUGGACGAAGACGCCGCAAAGUGCGGCUGCUGGUCCAAAACCCUGCAGUUCCAAAGAUUUGGAGCUAAAGGCGAAGGCAAACUAUGAACGUCAGCGCGAUGAGGAGCAAGAGUCCAUUGCUAAGAAACACAAGAAGAAGCACAAACGAGAUGAAUCCCUUGUUGAGCUGCAUCAGAAGAAACUGCGUAAGGAACAGCGCCAGCGGGAGAAGGAACUGGCCGCCAGCGGCUCCAAACCUGAACGACGACCCUUUAGUCGCGAUGUGGACCUGAAGCUAAACAAAAUUGACAAAAAUCAAACCAAGCAAAUUGUGGAUAAGGCUAAGAUACUCAACACAAAGUUUUCAAGCGGUCAAGCAAAGUAUCUUUGAGCAAUGUAUAAAUUAAUAUA
Molecule: messenger RNA, 1115 nt
Organism: Drosophila arizonae
Lineage: Eukaryota; Metazoa; Arthropoda; Insecta; Diptera; Drosophilidae
Product: GPALPP motifs-containing protein 1
Source: RefSeq, a predicted model, not a curated record